AUGGACGGCAUCACCGCCACGUCGUGCCGCUGCAGCAGCGUGGUGUUCGUGGGCAACAUCCCGUACAAGGCGAGCGAGAUGGAGCUCUGGGACGUGUGCGAGGAGAUCGGCCCCGUGGCGUCCCUCCGCGUGGCCGCCGACAAGGACACCGGCAGGCCCCGCGGCUUCGCCUUCUGCGAGUACUUCGACGACGAGACGGCCCGCAGCGCCUGCCGCAACCUGCACGGCCACCCCCUCCACGGCCGCGCGCUCCGCGUCGGCAUCGCCGCACCGGAGCAGCAGCAAGGGCGCCGGCGCGUCGGCGACGACGACCCGAACCUGCCCGUGGGCGUGGAGGGCGCCACGCACGCCGCAUCGCAAGUGUCCGGGACGCCCAGCGCCGCCGUGACGAGGUACCUGGCGGGGAUGAGCCGGCGCCAGCUGCGUGAGCUCCUGGACGCCGUGGCGAUGGAGCCCGCGGAGUCCGUGGAGCGGGCGAAGCGGGAGUUCCGAGGGCUCGCGACGUUAAUCGAGCAGGCGGGGAUACUGCUCGACAUGGCGACCGCCAGUGACGCUGGUGCGGCUGGUAAGCGGCCUGGCGGUGCACCGCCGAAGGUGAGAAAGUUAGACGAUGGCACGGCAGUUGGUUGGACAGUUCCACGCGUUAUCGUGUGCCGCUGA
Molecule: messenger RNA, 660 nt
Organism: Triticum dicoccoides
Lineage: Eukaryota; Viridiplantae; Streptophyta; Magnoliopsida; Poales; Poaceae
Product: cleavage stimulating factor 64-like
Exons: 1
Coding region: 1-660 (219 amino acids)
Cellular component (GO): mRNA cleavage and polyadenylation specificity factor complex
Molecular function (GO): mRNA binding
Source: RefSeq, a predicted model, not a curated record